Tarenaya hassleriana is the source of this 1350-nucleotide messenger RNA. Its product is annotated as PI-PLC X domain-containing protein At5g67130-like. The coding region runs from base 71 to 1288 and encodes 405 amino acids. The transcript has 8 exons. Lineage: Eukaryota; Viridiplantae; Streptophyta; Magnoliopsida; Brassicales; Cleomaceae. Gene Ontology annotation, molecular function: phosphoric diester hydrolase activity. The record is from RefSeq and is a predicted model, not a curated record. Gene Ontology annotation, biological process: lipid metabolic process.
CUCUCUCUCUCUCUCUCUCUCUCUCUCUCUCUCUCUCUCUCUCUGCUUUUGGUUGUUUUAGGGCAAAACCAUGUUUCAGAGAUCUGAUAUUGUUCUCAUAGUUCUUAUUUCAUGUUCUCCCCUCUUUGGCUCGUCAUCUGCUCUCAAGGAAGGAGAAACAUGUAUAGCCAAUAAAAACUGCGACGCGGGAUUACUCUGCGAGACAUGUCUUGCUAAUGAAAACUUUCGUCCAAGAUGCAUCAGAAUGCAACCUAUUGAUCCUUUCUCCAAGGUACGUGAUUUGCCAUUCAACAAGUACUCUUGGUUAACAACGCACAACUCGUUUGCUCGUUUGGGUGCAAAAUCAGCCACAGGUUCUGUUAUUCUUGCUCCUACGAAUCAACAAGAUUCAGUCACAAGCCAACUUAUUAAUGGUGUUAGAGGCUUUAUGCUGGAUAUGUACGAUUUCCGAAACGAUGUAUGGUUGUGCCAUUCGUACGGAGGAAAUUGCUACGAUUUCACUGCCUUUCAACCUGCGAUAAACAUUCUGAGAGAAUUCCAAGUAUUUCUAGAGCAGAACACGGAGGAGAUCGUGACGAUCAUCAUCGAAGAUUAUGUGAAAUCGCACAACGGUCUCACGAGAUUGUUCAACGAAGCUGGGCUAAGGAAGUUCAUGUUUCCGGUGACAAGAAUGCCAUUGAACGGCGAAGAUUGGCCAACGGUCGAUGACAUGAUUCGCCGAAACCAAAGGCUAGUGGUUUUUACAUCAGAUUCUCGUAAGGAAUCCACGGAAGGAAUCGCAUUUCAAUGGAAAUAUAUGGUCGAGAAUCAUUAUGGAAACGAGGGGAUGAGGCCUGGAGUGUGCACAAACAGGCCACAGUCACUACCAAUGAACACAAAAACAAAAUCGCUUGUUCUUGUCAACCAUUUCCCGGACGCUCCAGACUUGCUCACAGCUUGCAAAGACAACUCGGCUUCUCUCAUGGACACUGUCAAUACAUGCUUUGAAGCCUCCGCACAACGUUGGCCUAACUUCAUAGCCGUCGAUUUUUACAAGAGAAGUGAUGGAGGAGGAGCGCCACAAGCAGUGGAUGUUGCAAAUGGUCAUCUUGUAUGUGGCUGUAACAAUAUUGUUGCGUGCAAGGAGAACAUGACAAAGGGAACAUGUUGGAAACAAGAGGCAACACAACAAAGUGCACUUGUCACGAUUGCAAAACUAACUGCGGAAGCUUCAGAUAGCUUUGUGUCUACCAAACUUUGGAUCUCAGUGUUUGUUGUACCUUUUGUUACACUUCUUAACUUAGUUUGAAUCUCUCGUUCUCCGUAUACAUACGAUUCCACAAACAUACAUACGUGGUCGUUGAUGCCGCA